Messenger RNA from Passer montanus (Eurasian tree sparrow), 2242 nucleotides. RefSeq names its product OTU deubiquitinase 3 (gene OTUD3). Bases 919 to 1767 code for a protein of 282 amino acids. The transcript is spliced from 7 exons. Gene Ontology annotation, molecular function: cysteine-type deubiquitinase activity. NCBI's taxonomy places the organism in Eukaryota, Metazoa, Chordata, Aves, Passeriformes, Passeridae. Gene Ontology annotation, biological process: protein deubiquitination. The record is from RefSeq and is a predicted model, not a curated record.
CCCCCGCCGGACCGGCCCCGGGCCCCGCUGCGGGCGGCGGCGGCGGCCUCGCCCGGCAGCUCCGGGCCCUCGGCCUCAAGCUGCGGGAGGUGCCGGGAGAUGGGUGAGCGCCGCGACGGGUGACCCCAGCAGCCCCGGGGAUUCUCCGGACAUCCAGCCCUGAAGGCUGAGGGCUUCCUCCUCCCCGGGGGAUGUGAGCCCCUGUCCCGGGGGCCGAGGAUUUUCCCGUCCCGGCGGCGUGGGCCCUGCCCUGCUCUGCUCGGGGCUGAGGGAUCCCCGGUGCCCUCAGGGAUCUCCGCUGCUCUCGGCGCUGCUGUAGGGCCUGGGGCUCGGCCCGUCCCAGCCCGGGUGCCCAGCGGAACUGGGCACAGGAAGGUCCAUAAAUGUUCUUACGGAAUGCUUUCACCCCCUUCUUUUCUAGAAGGUGAAAGGUAGCAAACGUUCCUGCUGAGAAGUUGCUCGGUGGGGCGUUUGUUUGUCCUUACUGCUCUGUGUCCCUUGUCAGUGCGGGGCAGCUUGGCCCAGCAGCUUUACCACGACACGGGCGCUCAGACCCAGCCGUUCCAGCAGCAGCCGUUCGAGGCCCGGGGAACGAGCGCUCCUCUGCCUCCACAGCCUUGCUCAAGUGGGCAGAGUGAGCACAGCCUCUUUCCCCGUGACCUGUGUUCCUCCUGCUCCUCAUCUCCCUGCGCAGGAACUGCUUGUUCCGGGCCCUGGGGGACCAGCUGGAGGGGCACUCCCGGAACCACCUGCGGCACCGCCAGGAGACCGUGCAGUUCAUGGUGAGGCAGCGGGGCGACUUCGAGCCCUUCGUGGAGGAUGAUGUGCCCUUUGACAAACACGUUGCCAAUUUGGCCCAGCCUGGUACUUUUGCUGGCAACGAUGCUAUUGUGGCCUUUGCAAGGAACAAUCAAGUGAAUGUGGUUAUUCAUCAGUUCAACACUCCACUGUGGCAGUCCUUCCUUCCCGGUGUUUGCCAUUGCUGCAAAAACGAAUACUCGGAAAAACCGGGCGCCGAGGGCGAUUCCAAACGCUCACUGCCGUCUGUUUGUUUGUUUUGUUGAGAUCCGGGGCACGGGCAGGAGCGAUGCCCGGGAGCUGCACAUCGCCUACAGGCACGGCGAGCACUACGACAGCGUCAGGAGGCUCAGCGACCACUCGGAGGCGCCGGCCUGCCUGCGGAUGGAGAUGCUUUGCAAGAACGAUUCAAAUAAGGCAGAGGAAGUGAAGCCACAGAAGGGCAACUCUGAAGAUGAGACUGAGGUGGAUAUGGAAGAUGCUGUACAAAAAGUGUGCAGUGCAACUGGGUGUUCAGACAUGGAUUUAGUAAGCCACAUUCUUGAGGUGGAGGACUACAACGUGGAAUCUGCAAUAUUUGCCAUCUUGCAGAUGAAGGAAGGGGAAGGAAUAGGUACUGCGGAGCAGCAGGAGCCCCUGGGCAGGGAGCAGAAAUCCGGCAGCAGGACACUGUGGGAAGAGAACGGAACUGGUUCAAGAAUCUUUGGAAAUCAGAGCUUGCAUCAAGGUGAAGUAGAAAACAACAAGGGUCAAGCUGGAUCCAGGGAAGAGAACCGAGCCAGCAGAAACCCAAAGGUGGCCAAGAAGCAAAGGAAGGAGCAGCAGCGGCUGGAGAAGAAGAAGCGGCAGGAGGAGAGGCACCGGCAGAAGGUGCUGGCCACCAAGGGGGACAGUGCAGACACCAGCACAGAGACUGACCCAGCCAGCCACGUCACCCUGGUGAAGGCCAUGGCAGCCCUAAACAUAUGACUCAGUGCUCUGAUGAGAAAAGCAAAUAAAACUGAUGAAGACAAUAUUCCCCCAGGAGAAUUUCCAGGCACCCAUGGUUAUCUUAAAGUCCAUCUCUGCUGGGGUUUCCAAACACAAGAGAACUUCCUCUUCCUUUGCUUUGGGGAGGACAAUUGCUCAUUGAUUCUGCAUCAGUCUGUGGUGAGAAGAGUUGUUUAAUCUUAACAGGAAGUAGAGACUUGGGUCUAUAUCUUGUAGUUACAUGAAGGUGAGGACCUUUUCUUCACACAACGGUGUCAGAUUUGUUUUGACAUCUCUUGAUGUGCCUGGUUUUGUUUCAUUGGGUUUUUUUUCUUUUAUUUGGUUAUGCCUGGAGGAGCUUUAUUUUACCUUGUUGUCAGGGAAAGCUUAACAAAUCUCAACUCAGGAAUAUCUCUGGUAGAUCUUUUUCUAUUUAAAUUCAAAUAAAGUAAGGGAACAGAGUCCCAGAAUCUUU